This is a messenger RNA of Dentiscutata erythropus, 206 nucleotides long. NCBI's taxonomy places the organism in Eukaryota, Fungi, Glomeromycota, Glomeromycetes, Diversisporales, Gigasporaceae. The record is from the annotation of a GenBank genome assembly.
GCUUAGUUAAUAGUGGCAUCGUCGUUAAUGAAGUAUGGAGAUUUUGGAAUUUUGUCCUUUGGCGCUGUCAUUAUGGAGAUUUUGGGCUUUCUUCCUUCACUGUUUGGUUUGCUGAAAUGAGUAUAUUGGUUUCCUUUGCUGAAACAGAUAUGUCGCUUGGUAUCUUUGUUGGGGCCUUCGUCACUUGUCUUGAUGUUAUAAGAUAA